Messenger RNA from Ooceraea biroi (clonal raider ant), 4133 nucleotides. It is a transcript of the gene Eyg, whose product is annotated as eyegone. Gene Ontology annotation, molecular function: RNA polymerase II cis-regulatory region sequence-specific DNA binding; DNA-binding transcription factor activity, RNA polymerase II-specific. Gene Ontology annotation, biological process: anatomical structure development; regulation of transcription by RNA polymerase II. Lineage: Eukaryota; Metazoa; Arthropoda; Insecta; Hymenoptera; Formicidae. The record is from RefSeq and is a predicted model, not a curated record.
UGGGGGUAAAGCUAGUCUGGGCGCGCUUCGAAACCACGAGCGGAAGGCAAUCCGCUCGAAUCCGGCGGAGCGCGAGCAGGUUACCCCGGUGGCCGCAGUCCUCGUUGCCUGUCAUUGGAGAAGGGAGCCUUCGUAGGCGGAAGGAGCGAGAGGGCGAUCGACACGCGAGAAAGAGUACGGAGAGGGAACACGAGGAGGAGGAAGAGGAGAAGGGGGACGUGGUCACGAGCAUCGUCGAGGACGCCUGCGCUCCAACACUCCGCGCCUUCGGCUCUUCGGCUUCGACUAGGCUCAAGUACCGCGACGACGUAAAAGCUCGCGUCGCGAUGCGUCGCGACCGUCAUCGCGCGAGCGAACAGGAAGUCAUUCCGCUCCGUUAAUCGGACCCGCAGGACACGCAGCCGCGACUCGCGUGUCCUUCCACCUCACGUGACGAGUCUGCCCGCGAAACGUGUCUGUGUCGGAGGAUACUGGCGGACAGUGUGUUUUCGUAGUGCACAUGUGACAGUUCGAUGAACACCGAACGUGAGGAUGACGUGAAGACCAAUAUCGGGGACUGCACUCACUCGGCAAGCAAGAUGGGGUUGUACUGAACGCGUAUUGAACUCUUACCGCGUCCAUGUGAAGAAACAUGCAAAGAUAGUGGAGGAUCUAUCUGAACGAGCAGAGGACAGCUACUUGACAGUUUGACAAUCGUGCAAUUGGCAAGUAAACUUAUCAACAACUCUUACAGAACAAUUUUUCGAGAUGGGAGAUCGAGGAAUGUCCACCCUUGCAACGAUAUCCGACGCAUAACGAGAAGAACGAAUUUUGUCAGCCGUGUACUACGAACGCGAGAAAGCUUGCAAGGAUCCGAAAGCUCAAUAGCCCUAAACAAUACGUUCAAUCGACUCGUAGUCAUCGAGAACGUUCGUUGACGUUCCGAUUACACCUGUUCAAUCUUCUUAGGAGCCCGAUCCGAUUAUUCGUUCGAUCUCGGGGAUCGCGAUUGCCCUGCACAGUGAAAAAAUCCGUUGGAUGCGAGAUACGAGGCAGAGGAGCACUCCGAGGAUAGACGUGGUGCAUCCGCGGAGGUGGAGGAAGAGCAGGAGAGGGAGGAGCCGCGUUGCUGAAUGUGGAGGGGGCGGAGGUGAGAUCGUCUGGUGAUGAUGAUCGGUGGCGGCGUCGCGACCCCUCCUGGUACUGCCAAGUCGGCGGCUGCGAUCGACGGCGAAAUGGUGCAGGUCGACGGCAUUGGCAGUGGUAGUGUCAGUGGCAGUGCUAGUGGUAGUGGUAGCCCUGCGACGGGCGCGACCACCACGCGCCUCACGAACAAUACCAAUAACGGCAACAAUAGCAACAGCAACAACAACAAUAAUAACAACAACAAUAACGGCGACGUUAGCAACAACAAUAACGAUGGACACGGGGUGGCCAAUUGCGCCGGCACGACUGCUGCGAGUGCGGGCGACAAGUUCUGCUGCCAGGACGAUGACGUGCCUGCCAGUACCGGCGUCACUCGACCUUGGGAACCACCGUCGCCCACCUUCUCCCAGACGAGAUCGCACCUGCUGCAGGUCCACCCGCCGCAUCACCAUCAGCACCCGGCAGCCCAUCACCAUCAGCAAAUGAACGUGCCGGCUUCUUUGAUAGAUGGGGUAAACUUGCAAAAUUGCACAGCGGGUCCCUUCGCCAGCGGCAACAGCGGCGGUGCAUCGCGACAGCGUCUAAUCGAAUUGUCGCAUGGAUUAGGAGCACUAAGGCACUACAACGAUCUCGCCAAUCACGUGCUGUCUCUGAAUCAGCAGGGCGCGGUCGUCACGAAACUUUUGGGUACGCUGCGCCCGCCGGGUCUGAUCGGUGGCAGUAAGCCGAAAGUAGCGACGCCGGCUGUCGUCGCCAAGAUCGAGCAAUAUAAAAGGGAGAACCCGACCAUCUUUGCUUGGGAAAUUCGCGAGAGGCUGAUCUCCGAGGGAGUCUGCAGCAACGCGACAGCCCCGUCAGUCAGCAGCAUCAAUCGGAUACUGCGGAACCGCGCGGCGGAACGCGCGGCUGCCGAGUUUGCGCGUGCUGCCGGCUACGGCCUGUACGCGGCCGCCGGACCGCAUCCUUAUUUCAACUCGCAUCAACAUCCGACGACGAGCCACCAUUUGCCGGCGGGCUGGCCGGCACCAGGAGCAACUGGACACCCGUGGAUGCUGCCGCCUCUCGCCACCGGCAUCUCCGGCGCAUCCGCUCUACUUCUACCGCCAUCCCUGAGCCCCGGUGCGGCUGCGGCCGCGGCCGCGGCCGCGUCCGCUUCCGUCGCGGGUUCUUCUGAACACGCGCUCCAUGCCGCCGACGCGAUCGCUCGGGGAUACUUGCAAGACGGCGACGGAGACGACGGAAGCUUGGACGGUUCGGAACAGCCCAAGUUCCGACGCAAUCGCACGACCUUCAGUCCGGAGCAGCUCGAGGAGCUCGAAAAAGAGUUCGAGAGGUCGCAUUAUCCUUGCGUGUCCACGCGCGAGCGUCUCGCCUCGAAAACGUCACUCUCGGAAGCACGCGUUCAGGUUUGGUUUUCCAACAGACGGGCAAAGUGGCGUCGUCACCAGCGCAUGAACCUCUUAAAGCGCUCGCCACCACCGCCCCCGCCACCGCCGCAGCCGCAGCCGCAGCAGCAGCAGCAACCGCACUCCGCUACGUCCGCUAUGGAAAUCGGCCAACGUACAUCCAGCUGCUCCAUCGCCGGCAUGGGCGGCGAAAGUAGCGCGUUCCGCGCGGUCGUCACUAACUCCACGAGCAGGGACACUAAUCUCACAGACAGACCGUCAGAGAGGAUUGACAGGCUCGAAUCGGCGCCAAAACAACCGGAGAAGAAACCCAGCGCCUUCCGGAUGAUCAGCCAACUGGUGGGUGACGACUCGUCCGGGCUCUCGAGACCGAGCAGUCCCGUGUAUGAGCAACAUCAGGGAUCCGGACUCGGGCCUAGACCGGGAUCGGCGCAUAGGAUACGUUACGAUCAGGACGAGGACGAAGACGAGGAGAUCGAUGUUCAGGACUCUGAUCAGGACGUACCGUCGUCGCCACCGGUCGCUUGGAGGGAUCAUUGGACUGAUCAACAACCGUUGGAACUGACGAAGCACGAUCGUUGAGCUAGAUAGAUGUGCGCGUACGGUGAAUAUCUUGGUUUGGUCGGUCACGGCCAUCAAAUCUGAAGUGACAUUCUUUCAGGCGAAAAUCAGGAUCUACGUACAAGUGACCACGUUGCUAUUUAUUUAUUGGAGAACCUCUCUCGCGAGCGGGAAUAAUACGUAAAUCGCGUGAAUCGUGAUAACUAUCGGUUGCAACUGAUUGAUGAAGUGCAAACAUGAAAGUGUCUUUCGCCUUGCGGUGUCCAAGAUAAAUCGUGAGAAUAGCGGAUGUUAAGGCUGAACGUGAAAUGCCAAUCGGUAGCAUCAGCAUUUAUUCGAUUGGCACGCGAGUGAUCGAGACGUGCCGUCGGACGCGGCACCCGUGUAUUUUAGCAUUUCCUCUCCUCUCAUUAUUAUCGAGCUCGACUCUUUCCUAUCGGUUGAAAUCUUCGAUAUCUGUAGAACUGCUUAUUACACGGAAUACGAACGAUUUCUUACAAUGAUGGGUACGAGUAAAUGUAUUGCGAGCUGCGUGUUGUUGAAACGCAAUAUCGUCAGUGUCUCAUUGUAAUUAUUACUGUUGAUUAAGUAGGUGAUCGAUGCACAUCGCGUGACAGGGGUAAAACGCUGUUAGUUCGCUCAAAUCUACCUGAGAGGAGUCGCUCGUGUGGAUCGAGAAUAAGAAAUGUACCGUGAGCGAUGAACGAGAUCGUUCGAGCUCAUUCGGAACUAGUCCUAGCGAAUCAUUAUGAGAUAUAUAGAGGUGUGCGUUAUCUAGGUAUUUGAAAUAGAAAUAAGCAAAACCGUAGAUAUAAGAGAACUGUCUGUUGAAGUAAUGUUUAUUUAAAUGAAUUCGUUUGUAAAUAUCUACACGGCGUGUCACAAUUCAUUCUCUCUUGCGAACUUGCGAACUUUUAAGAACUCUCUUCCAAAUUUUCUCUCUGUCUAUCCUCUUAACUGACGAAACGAUUUUCGGCGACCCACAAAAUGUCCGCACAAUAAAGUAUAUCAUAUUGAAAUAAAUUUACAUGAAUAUCUGAC